CGUCAUGCAAAGCCAACGUCACCUGAGAAGAGCGCAUGAAUCCCCUGGAAGUAGAUUCCGAUCUCUUUCGGAGGGCCCGCUGUUUUAGUCUCUGCUACGUGAUCCUUGAAUCUAUCCACGUGAAACCUGCUUUUUCUGCCGAUGAUCGUCGGUGUGCCCCUCUCUCUUGGGUUUGGUCAUGUGCCUCCAUAUAGUUGUCCAUGCUGAAGAUGCUGAAGAACUAGCAUAUUAUUUGUUCGCAUAUCAUCUGAAGUUCCUCAGCGUUCUACUACUUUUCUCGGGCGACACUACCUAUUGUGAGGGUGUUGAGAUACUGACCGCGGGGUAUCCAAGGGUCAACGCAAUCAGGCGGGUACCUUCUCCGGCCGAAGUCAAUCGCGGAAAGGUCGGUCCGUCGUCAGAUUGGCUCCACCGAUGUAGGUGUCCGAUGGUCAUGCUCACGGCAACGUUGCCGAAAUCGAUGGAACGGUGGUUCUGGCACCAGAUGCUAGGCCAGGACGCGGCCAUCAUCCGGGCGCCGACGGCAUGUUUUGGAUCUACUGGGUUGUCACUGUACCCCUAACUAUUGUGGUUUUGGGCGUUUGGUAUUGGUGGGUCGAUUAUUCUAUGGAUAGAAAUUCCAUCAGCGUUGCUUGAAUAUCAGCCGGAUUUUCGGUGGGUAUUUAGGAUGGGAAUAGCUUCAAUUUUGCAGCUUCCUUUCCAGCUUCAAGCUUCGUCCCAGACCCUCUUUAGUAGCGUCUAAGAGAACGUCAACUCCCACCGUCCUUACAGUUAUGACCUGGACUCUUCAGUAACCUACACGUCCCCCGGAUUCAAGUAAGCUCCUCCGAUGACACCAAUCAACCAGCAGGCCAUUUCAAGUAGUCUGGAAAUCUUGAAAAUUAAGACCAUGAAAAUUGCUAAAAUCCAACUUCGUUCCUCAAGGUUUCUUUGGGCAAACCGCAAGCGGUUUGCGUCACCUGUUCACAACAACUCCCCAAGCAGCUUUCCCCAUAUUCCGAGAUCCUCUGAUUGCAUUGGCGAAUAUUCACC
Messenger RNA from Ilyonectria robusta, 1032 nucleotides. RefSeq lists its product as uncharacterized. The transcript has a single exon. The record is from RefSeq and is a predicted model, not a curated record. Bases 179 to 562 code for a protein of 127 amino acids. NCBI's taxonomy places the organism in Eukaryota, Fungi, Ascomycota, Sordariomycetes, Hypocreales, Nectriaceae.